AUGCUCCCGAGAAGCCUUCUGGCUAUCACAGCUCUUCUGGCUGGCACGCGGGCCAACCCUUGCCCGCCAACGGGACAUACUCUCCCAACGGCAAAGUCCCCUAGCAAUUCCACGCUUGUGAGGGACACCCUCCUCAAGAUCCAGGACAGCCUUGCCAACCUUACUUCCUCCGACGAUCUUAACGGCACCGGAAUUGCCAUAGGCAUCAAGUCGAUUCACGAAGACGCGCCUCUGUUUGAGCUCUACCACACCCCUGCCAUUGCUGAAAUUAGUAGCACGAAAGAGGUGAACAUCGACACCGUUUUCCGUGGCGGCAGCAUUACGAAACUGUUCACAGUGCUCACCGCUCUCCAAAACUCGCAUAUCAAGGGCAGCGACCCCGUCACCAAAUAUCUUCCUCGGCUCAAGGAGGAUGCCCUCAAGGCUCAGGAUGGCUCUGCUUUCAAUGUCGUUCCCUGGGACAAUAUCACUGUGGAGGAUUUGGUAACUCAUUUGUCUGGAAUUGGUGGUGAUACUGCAACGGACCUCGCCAACUUCGAAAGCUACCCCUGGAAGGCUAUGGGCCUGCCCGCCAUCGCAAACGAGACUCGACCCAGAUGCUCUGGUCUCGGAGGCACUAAACCUUGCACAGCUGAUGACCUCUUCUCCGCCCUCAACAAGAAACCACUCGUGUUCAAGCCACAUACAACCCCCAUCUACUCCAACCUCGGCAUUUCUCUUCUUAGUCUUGUCGUUGAAGCCGCCACGAAUAAGACCUACGACUCGGUUUUAACCGAGACUAUCCUGAAGCCUCUCGGCCUUACCAACACAUCCUCCACUGGCCCAGACCAAGACUCUUGGGGUUUCAUCCCAAAGGAUGAGCCAACCUGGCGUGGCGAUGCCGGUAUAUACACGGCUGCCGGCGGCAUCUACACGAACACUCGCGACAUGCUCACCUUCGGCACCGCAAUUCUUUCCAAUAACCUUACCAUCGAUACUAGUUCCUGGCUGAAGCCCCGUGCCUUUACCACCUCGUCAGGAUACUCCGUCGGCGCCCCUUGGGAAAUUCUGACCUCCACGACCCUCCUCCCAUCCGGGGUUCCGAUCAGUAUCUACACUAAAUCCGGCGACCUCGGCUUAUACUCGAAUCUUCUCCUCCUCGUCCCCGACUACGACCUCACAAUCUCCAUUCUGACUGCUGGCCCGGCCUCUACACAGUUCAUGUUCCCAGCAAGAGUCAUCUCUCCCGUCAUUUCCGCCCUGAUCCCAGCACUAGAGCAAGCCAACAAAGACGCCGCCAAGACCGCAUUCGCCGGUACAUAUACUGACCCUGAGACAAACUCGACCGUCACCCUUUCUAUCGAUGACGGGCCUGGUCUGUCGCUCACCGAUCUGAAGAUCCGCGGGGUUCCGGUUCUUCCCAAUAUCCCCAACUACAGCACCUCUAUCACCCCGGGAAAGACCUACAAUGUCAGCGCCAGGCUCUACCCUACCAACAUCAAGGAGGGUGAGAAAUGGUCUUGGCGCGCCGUCUACAAGAACCACAACGAGACGGAUAUUGAUGAUGAUCUUUUCUACCCCCAGGGCGGAUGCCUCACGUGGGGUUUGAUUGAUCGUAACACGUAUAACUACUUGGCUUUUGAUGACUUUGUUGUUACUGUAGGAGAGGAUGAAGUGGCGAAGAGCAUCUCGCCUCGGGCCUUUAGUGUUAUCUUGAAGAAGGUUGUGACGUGA
Molecule: messenger RNA, 1713 nt
Organism: Colletotrichum karsti
Lineage: Eukaryota; Fungi; Ascomycota; Sordariomycetes; Glomerellales; Glomerellaceae
Product: beta-lactamase
Exons: 4
Coding region: 1-1713 (570 amino acids)
Source: RefSeq, a predicted model, not a curated record